AAAAUUAGUGUUUUAGUGGAAUGAGCUUACACUACAGUGGAAUGAUGGUAAGCUGUUGGAAUGCUGAUGAACAAAAUGAAUACUUUGGGAAUUUAGUUUGCUGAUCCCUAUUCUUAAUGGUACAUGGCACCUUUUAUUCAGUUGGCACUAAACACUAACAUGUAAACCAGAAUGUACAAAAGUGCGCCUCAUACAAGGCGAUGAGAAAUCCACAAAGACAUAGCACUGACCUUGUAUUCACAAGCCUGCAGAAACAGAGAGCUUCAAUAAGAGUAGUCUGCAUUUUAAUUAUUCAGUAUUUAUAUUCCACCGCUUCACAGAUCAAAAUCCUAUUGCCCUUCUUGAAGAAAUGGUUAUUUCGAGAGUCAUGCUGUUGAUGGGAAUUGCUGAUUCUCUCUGCUGUCAGCCAUUUUCAGAAGCAAAUGGUUACCACUCCAGUCUCCAUGACCAAUCUGCUUUCUCUGCAGCCAGGACCAGCAGCAUGAUGGGAGGUUUCCAAAAAGCAGUUACAUUUGACAAACUUUUGGUUAACAUUGGGAAUGACUUCCAGCCAGACACGGGCAGGCUCAUAUGUAGAAUCCCUGGGGCUUAUUAUUUCUCAUUCACCGUUGGAAAGUAUCCAAAAAAGAUGCUCUCGGUCAUGCUGAUGAAGAACAGAUACGAGGUUCAGGCAAUGGCCUUUGAUGAGCAUCGGCAAAAGAAUCGCAAGGUGCAGAGCCAAAGCUUGAUGCUGAGGUUGGACGUAGGUGACACUGUCUGGUUGUUGCUGCACGGUAACUCAAAGUACGCCCUGUAUAGUAACAUAGGGUCAUACACAACCUUCACUGGCUACCUGGUCUAUCCAGAAUUGCCACCCUGUUGGCUAGGCAACAGUCUGCCUUUACUCCGCAUCACUUCCAACAGCUCCCAUUCCAUUGCUAAACCGAAAAUAAGCCAAUCCACUCUCAGCUGCCUCACGGCUCAGCCAAAGGGCAGCCUUCCUUCUGCAUUUUCUGCAGCCAGAACAACGUCACUGCUUGGGGAGAACACGGAGAAUCUGCGAUACAAGGCAGUUACAUUUGACACAGAGUACAUCAACAUUGGCAAACAUUUUGACAAGCUGAGUGGUUUCUUCACAUGCCAGAUCUCAGGUGCCUACUAUUUCUCCUUCAAUGUCGGGAAACAUCCCCGGAAGGCCAUCUCCGUUAAGCUGAUGAAGAAUCUCAGUGAGGUGCAGGCCAUGAUUUUUGACGAAGAUGACAGUCAGCGCAGGGAGAUGCAAAGCCAGAGUGUAAUGCUCCAGCUGGCUGCAGGUGACAAAGUGUGGCUAUACAGCCAGCAGCACCCACGCUUUGGUUUGUACAGCAACCAUGGCAAGUACAUCACCUUCACUGGAUUCCUCAUUUAUCCAGACCCAAACAUCCUACAGAGUCGUGGGUCUACAUGACUGUGUUAAACUGCUCAGCAAUUAUAGACAUUCUGCUUUAAUUCCAAAUGCAUACAGCAGUCAGCAUGCCUGAAUUUUACUGUAAAAGUAUCUUUCGUUGCAGCUUUGUACCUAACUACAGGGUGAUAGUUUAGUAUCUUAAAGAAGAUUUGAACUAUACAACACUACAGCAUAGAAGGUCAUUUAGGUCAUCAGAUGUGCUUCAACACCUUAAAGGUGCAAUCCAGUUACUCCUGCUCUGUAUCAAUGUUUGCUCCUUUCAGCAUGCAUCAGUUCCCUUUAAAAGGCCAACAUGAAU
Chiloscyllium plagiosum (whitespotted bambooshark) is the source of this 1724-nucleotide messenger RNA. RefSeq names its product C1q and TNF related 13 (gene c1qtnf13). Gene Ontology annotation, molecular function: protein binding. NCBI's taxonomy places the organism in Eukaryota, Metazoa, Chordata, Chondrichthyes, Orectolobiformes, Hemiscylliidae. The record is from RefSeq and is a predicted model, not a curated record.